AUGGAGCAACGUAACGGUCUUUGUCAAUUUUGUACCGAGCUCGGAGUCACGUCGGCGGCCUUCUGGGAUCCCCCAGCUGGAUCGAACGAGCAACGUUCUCAGUCCAUAGGCCAAAGGCGCUUUGGCGACAUCAAGGCUUCAGAGACCUGCCCCAUGUGCAGAUUGAUUUGUCAAACACUUGUUUGGAAAGAUGGUACCUCUCCUGCCCAUGACAGAACAAUAAACUACGCGCGGGUGCUCUAUGGACGAUAUUUCCUGCAGAAUACACACGCUUCUACUAAAAGAAACGUGGGCUCUGGCCCAGGCGCGCCUUGCCUACCAAUCAAAAAGACAUACCGCCUUCGGGUUUCGACAGGACAUCAGUACGGUUCUAUGCUAGAAGAAGACGAGCGAGCAUUUUUAACAAGGGAGUACGAGAGACUCAGCCUGACGCCACACGAGGGCGAUAUCAUGUUACUGAAGAAGGAAGGCAGUCCUGAAGAGCUGUUCCAUGGUAGAAAGAUGGGCGACAGACUCAAUUUUCCCCUGGUCAGGCGCUGGAUCAGCACUCACCACAGUGAAUGCAACCCCAAAGAUGAGUUGCAUGUUCGUGGCGCAGCAACGUACCCGCUACGAGUUAUAGACACAAGACGCCUGGUAGUUUCGCAAACACCACCUAAUUGUCGAUAUGCAGCACUGAGCUAUACGUGGGGUCCAAAUAAUUAUCGGCAGCUUCGGCUCAGGAAAGAGAACGAGCGGCGGCUCACAAAUCAGCCGGGGCUCAAAGCUGUUUGGGAGAAAAUCCCGAGAACCAUACGAAAUGCAAUUGACCUCUGCUGUGAAUUGAAAAUAGAUUAUCUAUGGGUUGAUGCGUUAUGCCGAGGACAAGGCGCUGGCUACAAGGACGAAAAGGUGAACGAGCAUAUUACUCUUAUAUUUGCAAAAGCGCUCGUCACUAUUGUUGGAGACGGACACUGCUCUUGGUCAGGUCUAAAAGGUGUUCAAUUGUCUCGUUCGCGUCACCGACGCCAGGUUCGGCAGCCAGUCGGCGACCUGACUUUUGCUGUUGCCAAACCUCUCAUUGAUCAAUCAAUGAAUGGUUCAGGCUGGAUGGAACGUACUUGGACACAUGACGAAUGGAAAGUCUCUCGCCAUGUCCUAGUACUUGCGCGUGAUCAGGCAUUCUUCUCUUGCAAGGCAAAGAAAAUGAUAUAUUCUGAAGACACCUACUCGGAGACAGCGUUGAGUGCUUCAGACGUAGAUACUCCCGAAAUCGAUGACUUCUGGUCGCUCUACGAAGGCUGGGACGGGGGAUUCGACGUGUAUGCCAGUCAGGCGGAACACUACGCAAGUCGUCACGUUACCAACGAAGAUGACUUGUCCGCUGCCUUCGCUGCGGUGAAGCGCGAACUGAGAGAAAGGCUAGGUAUGCAGUACCACGGGGACCUUCCUGUGGCAUAUUUCGCUCAAGCUUUGUGCUUCGUGGUAAUCGAUGGGAAGCGUCGCUCGUCAGCAAAGUUCCCAAGCUGGUCAUGGCAAGGCUGGAAUGUAUCUGGUCGCUCCGGUCUCUGGUAUAAGAGCACAUCUCCUGGCUGUUGA
This is a messenger RNA of Aspergillus terreus NIH2624, 1578 nucleotides long. RefSeq lists its product as uncharacterized. Bases 1 to 1578 code for a protein of 525 amino acids. Lineage: Eukaryota; Fungi; Ascomycota; Eurotiomycetes; Eurotiales; Aspergillaceae. The record is from RefSeq and is a predicted model, not a curated record. The transcript is spliced from 2 exons.